Messenger RNA from Bacillus rossius redtenbacheri, 1053 nucleotides. RefSeq lists its product as uncharacterized. The record is from RefSeq and is a predicted model, not a curated record. The transcript is spliced from 5 exons. The coding region runs from base 1 to 1053 and encodes 350 amino acids. Lineage: Eukaryota; Metazoa; Arthropoda; Insecta; Phasmatodea; Bacillidae.
AUGACACAGCAUGCAUCGCCGCUUCCACACACGGCCAACAACCACGCCGCUAUCGAGGCCAAGAUGCCGCCCACUUUACGAACAACCGAGACUUCCAUCUGCCACUCAUCGCCGCCCCCGACAUCGCCACCAACGCCGCCCCCGCCAUAUGGGGUGGAGACAUCACCACAGGCGGAGGGAGCCACACCCUUCCAGCCAUUGUGGUACAACUGGCACGCGGGGGUCGGGUGGAAACGUCAGGCAGAUGCAGACCCGCCGCCUCCGACGCCGCCCCCUGUUUCCGCUCAGGUGCCAACCGAGACCGCAGAGACCAACGACACAGAGCGGCACAGCAAAGGGGGCGGAUAUGUGAACUGGGCGGAGCUGACGCGCUCCACCGUUACGCCGCCUACACUGCCACCAGGCGCCACCACGCGCGCCACCUCGGGUGUGCUGCCGCCUGCCGCUGAGGGCGCCACCACGUGCACCACCUGGGGCACGCAGCCGCCUGCCGCUGAGGGCGCCACCACGCGCGCCACCUCGGGCGCGCCGCCGCUUACCGCUGAGGGCGCCACCAUGCGCUCCACCUCGGGCGCGCCGCCGCCUGCCACUGAGGGCGCCACCAGGCGCGCCACCUCGGCCGCGCCGCCGCCUGCCGCUGAGGGCGCCAACACGCACGCCACCUCGAAUGUGCCGCCGCCUGCCACCGAAGGUGCCGCCACGCCGCCGCUGCCCACCUCGGCCGCUGCUGAAGCUGACGCACAGGUACCCGACGCCGCCCCAUGGACAGCCGCCCCGGGUCUACCAGGUGGUGCCGAAGACGGCAUCGACGUCGAUGUCGUGCGCGUCUGUCUCGUUUUGGUGGGCUCCAUCCCCUGUGCCUCGAAGCCAGACUUGGUUCGGGAGGCGUCAGGUCUACAAGGGACGUCGAGGUUGGUGGCUCCGGGACAGGAGGCGGUGGGAGCGGGAUUGCUGGCGUCAGGAAGCCGAGCGUCGGCAUCGGGACGGAAGGUGGCGGGAACAUGGUACGUGACGGUGCGGAUGUCGUCGGGACCUGGGCAGGUGCCCGGAUAG